GAGGACAUCGAGUGGCCAAUGGCUCUGUCCGUCCAAACGAACGACCCCGCCUUAUUCUUUUCUGCUCUCGCCAUGUCUUGUGUUCACCUGCCUGAAACGCAUGAGUUCAGUCCACAGAAAAAUCCUUUCUUCUUCCGCUGGCUCUCGUCCAAGUGUGUGGAAUAUCUUAACAAGUCAUUGCAGAAUCCCUCACGCGCUUGCAGCGAUGGAACUUUGGUUGCAGUGACAUUCAUCUCUUUCUGCGAGAGUAUGGCUGGCAACCACCGUAUAGCCGCCACAGUCCAUCAACCAGGAUUGCGACAUAUGGUUAACACACGUGGCGGUUUGGAGUCAAUCGCUAAAGAAUCCGCUGUCGGCGAGAGAGUCACCAAGGCGAUUUCUGCUCUCGAUAUUGUCGUGGCUUCCAAGUUUGGUUGCGUUCCAAUAUUCGAAGAC
Messenger RNA from Aureobasidium namibiae CBS 147.97, 435 nucleotides. RefSeq lists its product as uncharacterized. Lineage: Eukaryota; Fungi; Ascomycota; Dothideomycetes; Dothideales; Saccotheciaceae. The record is from RefSeq and is a predicted model, not a curated record. The transcript has a single exon. The annotation marks the transcript as partial.